Culex pipiens pallens (northern house mosquito) is the source of this 3206-nucleotide messenger RNA. Its product is annotated as SET domain-containing protein SmydA-8-like. The transcript is spliced from 4 exons. The coding region runs from base 1189 to 2658 and encodes 489 amino acids. The record is from RefSeq and is a predicted model, not a curated record. NCBI's taxonomy places the organism in Eukaryota, Metazoa, Arthropoda, Insecta, Diptera, Culicidae.
CAGACAGAGUUGCCAGAAAUUAUUCGUUCUAGCAGUUUCCCAUGAAAUUGGGCGCACUGCUUCAAUGUUUACUUUUGUUGAUUCGAGCAGAAUGAUGUAAAUAAACUAAAUUUAUUGUUUUUUCAGAACGGAUUGCGGUAGAAUCAUGAAACGGGAUUGUUAAGGCCGGAACUUUUUCGUCUGCGAUGACCUGGAGCCAGCAUGCUUCGGUUUUUAUUAAUUGUUUUCUUUCGUUUGGGCAGGACGUUCAGCAGAGGAGCGAUGGUGGGGACGGAGAUGAUACAUCGAGGCGGAACCGGUAGGAAGUUGCCGGCGAUUGCGACGAGCAGCUAGUCCAUCGUAGACAGUUUGCUGUGGCUGCGAGGUCUGUUCAAUUUGGGCAAUACCGCCUUCUUCUUCCGUGCAGAGUGAAAAUUGCCACCCUGUCUUCAAACAAUGUCAAAAUUUCUUCAAAUAAGUAGCUUAACAAUUUUUCCUAAGACACCAACGCUUUAAAAGGUCACCAGUAGAAGUUAGGGCUUGGUCGACACCCUGUAGGUGUGUCACCCUGCAUGUCAAUAAUUUUAAAUAAAAGCCGCAUUCAUAUACAACAACUUUUCCUAAAACACCAUUUUGCUAGGUUGCUUCCUUAUAACGUUAAAAAAUAAGAUUUCGAAAUAUCUACCGAAGUACUGACAGUGUUAGCAAGAAAUAUAAUUUUAAGCACUUAUUUUGACAUGCCUCGUUUAAAACUCUGUAUCUUUUUCCAGAAGCAAGAUAGGACCAUACUUUCUUCAGGAAAGUUUUAGAGGACAUUCAGGACUAUACUUCUACGGUGUUAGUUUUUAAAUUGAGUGAAAAAUGAAAAUUAUAAAAAUCAAAAUGUAAAAAAGAGGGUUUUCCCAUACAAAUUUCCAUACAAAUUUGAAUCACUUUGCGGAAAGCCGGGUCAAAUCCAAUCGCUCCCAAAUUUUGGGGGCCCAAAUGGGACCGCAAAAUGCCUGUUCUGAUUGAAUUAGUCCAUUUUGAUUUUUUCCCAUACAACUUCAAGCCACCCUAGUGCGUAUACUGCCUUUAGGACGCACAAAACACCGCAUCGUAACGAAGUUAUAAAUAGGCACGAAACUUCACGACUGGCUGGUGUCUUCUUCAGUAAAAAUCGUGCACUUGAGCAGUGAAGAUCGCGUGGUUGACCAUAUAUGUGAAAAAAUGAGUAAAGAUCAAUUCACCGUGCUGGAGAGCCCCGAGCUGGGCCGGUACGGAGUCGCCAGGCGUAACUUGAGGGCCGGAGAGAUCAUCUUCGAGGAGCAAGUGUUCGCGAUCGGUCCCAAAGCGAGCACGUCGCCGCUCUGCCUGGAGUGCGCUAGCCCGGUAGAUGGCGGGGCCGACGGACCAAAGUGUCCCCAGUGUGGGUGGCCGUUGUGUGAGGAAUGUGUCAGGAGUGUCGUGUAUCAUAAGGCAGAAUGUGAUCUUUUUGUGAAGAACAAGGUCAAGUUUCAGAAUCAGCAGAAUACUGACGGUUGUUGUGCCCAGUUGGAUUGCAUAACUCCGUUGAGGGUGUUGCUCGCGAAGGAAGCUGAUCCGGAACGAUGGAACGGGGAAAUCUGUAUGAUGGAAGAUCAUCGGGCGGAGCGUGCUGGGAGCGUGUAUUGGAAUGCGGAUCAGAAUAAUGUUGUCAGAUACUUGCGCCUUGCUUGCGGUUUGAAGGAUCGCUGCUCGGAAGAGUUGAUCCAGCAGGUGAUUGGGAUCUUGGAGGUGAACGCGUUUGAGGCACGAACCCAUCGAGGAUACGCAGUGCGGGGUUUGUACCCAAAGUUGGCGAUCAUGGCGCAUUCGUGCGUGCGGAAUGUGGUGCAUUCGAUUCAUCCGAGCAAGGAUUACAGGCUCAUAGCGAGAACGGCGAUCGACGUUGAGGAAGGUGGAAAGCUGUACACCAGCUAUACUUUUGCGCAGGACCCUACUCACUACAGGCAGACAACGCUGAAGGACUCCAAGUACUUUUCCUGCCAGUGCGAGCGCUGUCUGGAUCCUACAGAGCUUGGGACCUACUUCAGCUCUCUGAAGUGCCGGAAGUGUAACAAGGGAUCGAUGGUGUCGAGCAAACCAACAGACGAGGAAGCCGAAUGGCACUGCACGAGCUGCGACCGCGUACUCGAAGCAGACGCGAUGGCCAUCGUAACUAAGGUGAUGCAGGACGAUGUUGGCAAGAUUGUCUACAUGGAGUCCGGAACGGAGCGGCUGGAGAGUUACGAGCAGGCAUUCGCAAAGUAUAGCGCCGUGCUAGAACCGCUGCACUACCUUUUGACCUCGAUUCGGCAAUCUCUGAUCGAGUUGUACGGACGAGUUCCGGAAUACCGACUGCAGGAGCUGUCCGAUGCCAAGCUGGAACGGAAAAUUGCACUGUGCAAAGACAUCAUGCGCGUGCUGGACGUGUUUGAGCCGGGAAAGACACGAUCGCGUGCGAUAGUGCUGUACGAACUGCACGCACCAAUCGUGGUGCUGAGCCAGUCUCUGCUUGAUCAGGGUAAAAUUGACAUCGAAACGAUGAAGGUUCGGUUCGAAGAGGUGGUCGUGAUGUUGGAAGAAUGUGCCGAGAUCUUGGAGUGGGAAGAUCCGGCGACGCCGGAGGGUACGCUGGCGAAUCUGGUUAAGGAGUCGAUCGUCAAGUUGACUCUCUAAUUUUAAGCGCUUUUUUUUAUAAUCAGCAAACACCAAAUAAAGCGAAUUCUGCAAUUCGUUGUUUUGUUUGGUAAUGAUGCUAAAUCACUUUGUAGGGGUUUCAGCGUAGCAGAAGACUGCAUUUUGUAUACUAAUGUAGUUUAGAUCAGACUUGCUAACCAUCAUUUCGGACGAAUCGGGACUAUACUUUACACACGAUCUUUCGGUAUUAUUGCGUCGUGACUUGCCUACUGUAUCCAACCAACCGUGCCGAAUACGCCACUAAAUGCGGAGACCCGUGAAAGCACCUCUGGCCUUGAUCCGCGUCGACAUUUGAGCUUGGUGCCACCAUCUGGCGCAAUUUGACCUAACAAAAAAUAGGUGAGGAAGGCAAAACUAUUUUGGGUAGAGAAUCCCAAAGAUUUGAAGCCGAUCCGAGCACUUUAAAGUUUGGCCCUGCCGGUGUUUGUUGUUGUAGGAAAUUGUUGUAUUGGAACACCGUAAACACAAUAUUUUUAUUCAACAAUACACUUUAGUCGCCUAGCAGAAUUUUGUAAGAUGUUCAAUAA